Messenger RNA from Odocoileus virginianus texanus, 3506 nucleotides. RefSeq names its product SH3 domain binding glutamate rich protein like 2 (gene SH3BGRL2). Gene Ontology annotation, cellular component: cytoplasm. The record is from RefSeq and is a predicted model, not a curated record. Lineage: Eukaryota; Metazoa; Chordata; Mammalia; Artiodactyla; Cervidae.
GCUUUUAUCUGCAGACCGGUCGGCCGGGCGGGCUCCCGGUCCCUGCCGUCUCCCCUGACGCGAGCGCUGUGCAGGGCAGCGAGGAAGGCGGCGGCUCCUAGGCGAGUUCUGCCUACGCGUCCCCGCCAGCCCGGAGCCCGCGGGGGGCGCAGAAGGUCCGUCCCGACCCGGCGAGAGGAUGGUCAUCCGCGUGUUCCUCGCCUCCUCCUCGGGCUUCGUGGCGAUAAAGAAGAAACAGCAGGAUGUGGUUAGAUUUCUGGAAGCCAACAAGAUAGAGUUUGAGGAGGUGGACAUCACAAUGUCAGAAGAGCAGAGACAAUGGAUGUAUAAGAACAUCCCCCCGGAGAAGAAGCCUGCUCAGGGCAACCCUCUGCCACCUCAGAUAUUUAAUGAUGACCAAUACUGUGGAGAUUAUGACAGUUUUUUUGAAUCCAAGGAGAGCAACACAGUCUUUUCAUUCUUAGGCCUGAAAUCACAGUUGGCGUCAAAGGCAGAACCUUAGCGAAGACAAGUGGAAGAGAUGGAGAUGCAUUUCAGAGUCCCCUCUGGUACUUGGCGCACACCUGCUUACCUAAUGCAUCACUGUGACAGAAGCCACAUGCGUUAUCAGUAACUUUGCUUGCCAUGGAAAAGGUGUUUGGGGAAGACUUGGGUCUAAUGGGAUUGCAUGAUUGCUUUAAACCAAAUCAGGACUGUGGUGGGUUUUUUCCUUAUUUUCAGAGUUACCUGCAGUUGCCUCAGUUUACCCAGAGGGACUGUCACCUGUUCGAGGUGUGCUUCCUGAAUCUGAGUGAUAAGCGGGUGGCACCAUCAGAGAGAAAAUACUGGGUCUGCCCUGGUUUGUAGUUGAUGCCAGGAUUGCUCAAACCUGCUUCUCUUCUAACUACCUAGGUGAUAUCCUUGAAAUUAGUCUGCCAGGCUUUUAGAAUAUUUUGAUCAGAAAGAAAAAUAGCAAUGUUGGUUGACAAAGGGCUGGAGGUCUUGGCUGCAGAAUCACAAAUAUUCCAGUGCUUUGUCAUAACUGUAGAAAAAGUUAGAUGCUCUAGCCUCCUUUUGGUGAUGGAAAUUCUUACCCCUAUAAAUCCUCCAAGCUCUUCCUGAUGUGUCCAGAAAUCGUAGUUGAUUACCGUAUAUGAUCAGAACAGAGUUAUAGGGAUGAAAAGAAUUGCUAUUUUGAAAAAUACAUGCUUCUUUAUCUCUUUCAAGGGGCAAGUCUCACUUAAUGCAUAAGAUUGCAUAAAAGGUAUAUUUCAAGAGGUGCACUAAUUAGAUAGUAAAUUUAUAGGGGACAUUAUCUGACUCAUAUCUGAAAGCAUUUCAGCUCUAGCAACUUAGUAUGCAUAAGUGCACAUAUAUUUUUGAAUGCAGCUCCCCUAACUAGUAGCUGCUUAUAUAUUUUGUGAAAGGAUUAUAUUUUUUGAGAAAGGAAGAUCUUGGUUAGAUGUAUUUUGGGAACCCUUGAUGAGGCAUAUUAAAAAAAUAACUAAUAUUGCUAUACAUUUUAAUUUUUUUUUCCUGUGUUACUUUUCACUGGUCCUCUCACUCUGCCAACUCGUAUUUCUGACCAGUGCGCAGUCCCAGGUUUUCAGAGAAACGUAGGUACAUGUUCUUAUUCCAUGUAUGAGCACCAGUGAUUUUUCAGAACAGAGUGUGUACAAGAAAGAGGCUGUCAGAGAUUCACUCUGGAUAGUACACAGCAUGUGAAGUCUCUGCUUCCUUUGAAGUGGAUGCAGAUAAAUACUGAACCUGUCUACUUCAUUAAGGCAGAGGCUCCUUUUACUGCAUCCUUGUCCCUGCUCACACUUCUUAAGAGUUUUUAGUUGCCAAAUCCAGGAAUAGUCUUGCAUAGGAUAAGCUCUCAGAGGACUGUGUAAGAUAUUCUGCUAUUCUCAACAUCCUGAUGGUGGACCUGCCCUUUAGAUUCUGAGCAGGACGUUUGUAAGAAAGGAAAAGAACAAAAGAAUUGCCUUCUAUCACCUGUGUUCUCUCUCCCUCCAACUUGCCAAAUGUGGACUCUUCUUAAGAACCUGUUGAAUGCUAAAGCUGACAUCCCCAGCCUGAGGUUUGUAGUCCAGGACUACAACCAGAAGGAAAGCAUUCCACUGAUUCCUACUUGACUGGAACAGACACAUAAUCCACAGUUUUCUCUCCAAGGAAAGCUUCUGUGAAAUCAUGAGUAUGACUGCUUAUUUGGCAUUAAAUACAAUCCAGGUCACAUUCCACUUGAUAAAUCCCAGGGACUAUCCAGGAAAUUGUUUUUGAACUGGGUAUUGUGUUAAAGUCUGAUAAGACUUAGUAUUUCUUUUUAAGAUACAGCAGUUUAAAACAUUAAUGUUACCGUGAUCUAACUUACAUUUUGUCUGCUCUUGCCAGUGAGUACCAAGAAGCAACUUGGUAAGAGUGAGUCUUUGGGAGUUAAAUUCUGGGGUCAUAGGAUCAAUACAAUACUUGCCAGACCAAGAAAGCUACUCAGACUUGUUUGUCUCAAAACCUUUGAAUUACUCUGAUUGUAGUAGAUUCUCCUAAGCAGACUAGAUGAAUAGGAGAGCUAAAUUAUUACGACAGUUACACACCAUCUACCCUCACCUGUACUUUUUUUUUUGAUCAGCAGAGAAAUAGGAGAGACCAGCUUGAGCUGGUAUUGUGCUUGUUACGAGUGAGCUUAGAAGCACAUUGUGUGGUAUUUCCCGUGGUAUCCAGGCUCUGUGGAGUCCAGAUGGUAUUGCUAUCUGGGCUUACCUGAGCCACACUGUGUUCAGAUAAUAUCAUGCCCUUACUUGUGGUGUUUUACCAGCUAAAGUCCAAACACAUAAUGAUUUUCUUCAUCCCUUCUUUAACUAGCUGCCUUUAGAGCUGUAUAAUCACCUAGGAAAGAAGUGGAUGGGAAUUGUAGAUAUAGAUAUUAUAUCAGGAGCAUUUCAAGACAGAAUUUUUCUUUCCUGUAGCAGGCUUGUUGGAGCAAAGGAAAUGUGCUGCUAAAAAUCAGAUUAUGCCUUUUUAAAAUUAGACAAAAUACAGAGUGCCAUCCUGCUUGGUAUAUGCAGACCAGAAGAAAAUUUAUUUGGGGAAGUACUUGUUUUUCCAGAUUCUGGUGUUCUGUUAAAAUCAAAGAGGAGAAAAGGAAGAUUUUUUUUUUCUCUCAGGCUCUAAUAUAUUUUAGAUUUGUUUCUGUUUUAUAGAUUUAUCCAACACUCCCACGUAGAUGUUUUUAUAUUACAUGAAUUUAAUAAUGAACUAAACUUAUUUGUUCUCUGUUGUUAAAGGGUACCAAAGCCUCUUGCUGUUUUGUUUUGUUUGUUUUUUUAAUUUGAUUCUGCUAUAUAGGGUUUUGCUUUUUCUACAGAUGCUUUUCAUUUAAUAUCUUUUCUAAAGUCUCAAGACCCACUUUGAUCUGCAAAAUUAUUGUUUUUAGAUUUCAAUUUGUAUGCAUUUGUCUCUAAAGGCAUUGGUUAAAUCUCAGAUUUUAUAUUCAGCAUUAAAGAGGAAUAAAUUCCAGAAAACACACA